Molecule: messenger RNA, 1527 nt
Organism: Penicillium chermesinum
Lineage: Eukaryota; Fungi; Ascomycota; Eurotiomycetes; Eurotiales; Aspergillaceae
Product: RUS1 family protein
Exons: 7
Coding region: 1-1527 (508 amino acids)
Source: RefSeq, a predicted model, not a curated record
AUGGCUUCACAAGAUGCUCGUCUUGCUCUGCAGGAGACAGAUGAGGUCGAUAAUAUCACUGCCACUUACAUCUUCUCGGGGCCAGAUGAGGACCCGAAGCGAGCCGAAGGAGGACGGGUAGACGUCAUGAAACCCAAGUCCAAGCACUCCUGGAGAAAUCAGCCUCUUGUUGCAUAUCUGGCUGAUCUCUUCCUACCAGCGGGAUAUCCUCAUAGCGUGAGCGACGACUAUCUUCCAUACCAAGUCUAUGUUAGUGUCCUCAACUUCUCGGAGCUUCCCAUUCAGACGGACUCUCUACAAGCCUUCUGUAGCUCAAUUGCUGGACUCCUCUCUUCUAGAGCUGUCCUACAAGGUGUGGGCGUCGGAAAUGCAGAUGCCUCGCCAACAUCUGCUCUACUUCUUCACAUACUACAAGACACAUCUGGCCGCAUCGCAACCAUCUUCUUUGCACAUCGAGUCGGCACAGCCCUUGAGCCAGAAUGCAAGAUGUAUCGACUAGCAGCCGAUGUAUUCAAUGAUAUCGCCAUGAUCCUUGACUGCCUUUCUCCUAUGGUUCCAGCCGGUACUCAGCGUGUGGGCAUCCUCAGCACUGCCGGAGUUUUACGAGCACUCUGUGGUGUCGCUGGAGGCAGCUCCAAAGCCAGCUUGAGUGCACACUUUGCACGAUGGGGCAAUCUUGCUGAACUGAAUGCUAAAGACUCUUCUCAAGAAACAGUCGUUUCUCUGAUCGGGAUGCUUGUCGGCUCCUUUGUCGUCUCACAUAUCACAGGCUUCAAAAAAACUUGGGCAGCCCUCUUAACCUUGCUAGCCCUCCAUCUCAGCAGCAACUAUCUCGCCGUCCGGUCCGUGCAAAUGACAUCACUGAACCGCCAGCGCACCAACAUAGUAUUCACCUCCCUCUUAGAAUCUGACCCAGACUUAAACAUCUACUCCCUGCGACCCUCCCAACCACGCCCUCGCACCCCCCUGCCCCGUCCUAAUUCGUCACUGUGGCGCAAGCCACUGACCCCAGCUGAUGUCGCCGCCAAAGAACGCAUCUUCCAUCGCUCCGGCACUCUGCUCUGGGUCUCUCGCACUCCAGAUAAAUCGCAAGACCUCGGGUCCGCAGAGAUCGGCGUUCCUUUGGCGUCUUUUCUCCGGAAUGCGCGUUUGUCGUUUAAGACCACUCUGCCCAUGCGCGCUCUAGAUACCCUUUUCAAAGGCGAGGAGUAUAUCCUCUUCCUCUUCCCCCGCUCGCAGGAUCGAAUGACCAAGUGGCAUGCCUGCAUUGUGCUGAAGAAGGGUUGCAAGGUCUUCGGGCAGAUCAAAGCGUGGGUCCAUGCGCUUCUUGCGGCUCGGGUCUUGGCUGGGUCUGCGCUGGAAAAGGACGGGGUGGCGGAUGUGUUGACGGUCGUGGAGCGGGUUCUGGGCUUCUUGAAUACUGGACAGAGGUUCGAGAAGUAUUGUCUUACGCUGUUGCAGCUGGGGUGGGAUUUGCAGAUUGGGGCUUUGGAGACGAAGGCAGGGAGGCGGGUUGAGGCUGUUUGA